Messenger RNA from Glycine soja, 1730 nucleotides. RefSeq lists its product as uncharacterized. The record is from RefSeq and is a predicted model, not a curated record. Lineage: Eukaryota; Viridiplantae; Streptophyta; Magnoliopsida; Fabales; Fabaceae. The transcript has 8 exons. Gene Ontology annotation, molecular function: chromatin binding. Bases 100 to 1518 code for a protein of 472 amino acids.
UCUACACAUUCCCACAAAAUGAAAAAUGUGUAUGGAUUGUUUAAAAUUAGGGGCGUUCAAGUAUCACACAUUUUUUAAUUUUUGGUUCAGGUGAAGAAAAUGCUGGCAACAGUGAAGGAGGGAAGGACGACGACGAGUGUGGUGGCGGCUGAGGAAUACACGACGGAGUUCCGAGCCUACAAUGACGACGCCUGGUACACGGUGCGCGUUUUGCUCGUAGGAGAGAGACUCAUAGUGAAGUACCAGAACUUCUCCGACGAAAACGACGAGGCGUUUGAGCCCUCGCGGUUUGGGGAUUGUGAGGACCUCGAGGACUUCAAGGAGCGCUUCAGGCCGCUCUCCAGACAGCUCCAGGACGCCGAGUGUCGUCGGUUCGGUCCCGGCGCUAGGGUCUGCGCUUGCCACUCCUUCGCCCCCGACGACGUUCGCUUCUACGACGCCGUCAUCGACGGGGUGCAAGAAAACGAGCAUUCUUGGGAAAUAGGAGAGGAAGAAUGCUUGUGCACCUUUCUACUUUACUGGUUGCAUGGGCCAAAUGCAAGAAACUUGACUGCUGAACCAAUUGAUAAUAUCUGUGAAGUUCAGUCUGCAUGGGAGCUAGAUCCUGCAGUGACUUCAUUUCUGGAUAUGGCAGGGAAGAAAAUACAUUUGUUUUCUUCUCGUUAUGUUUUAGCAUCAUCAGGAGUUUCUGGCCUAGAAAUGGGGCCGUACUGCAACGGAAGCUCAAACACUACUCAUAGAAUGAGCUAUUUUGAACGAAUGGAAAAGGAAGCACAGCGUGCUAUGCAGUCUGUUGACAAUGUUUGUUCACCUGGAGGUUUGUUUCUAUUUAAUAGUAGAGUGUCAAAGAAAGGCUUUGAAAUGAUGCCAUAUUGCCCCAAAAGCUCAAACACUACUCAUAGAAUGACUUAUUCUGGACAAAUGAUAAAGGAAAGAGAACGUGUUAGGCGGUCUGUUGUCGAUGCAUGUUCACAUGAAGUUGGUUGUCAUGAUAGAAGAAUGGAAGAUAAGGAGCUUGAAGGAACAAAAGACGUGUGUAUGAUAUUGAUUACAAAUAUCGACAAAGAGUUAUGUCCACUGACAAUUACAGAGUUCUUAAGGAGACAUACUUCUGUAUCAGCCAGGGUCGUUAUUUUUCCAAGUUUUUCAAUGGAGGUAUAUACCAAAGGAGCCAUUAUGGUGAAUUCUACAAGAGAGUUCCAAGAGCUGUGUGACUUUUUGAAUAAUCCCAACCGCAUCAUAACAUCUUCAACUGGCAGGCCUUGGGUGAUACUUGAAAAGGUAGUGGGAUUCAAAAAUAUUAAAGCAUCGAUAGGAGCAUUGGUGCAUACAUCCGAGAAAAUAAAGAGGGGAACGAGCAACAAUUUGAAGGUUGUACAUUCAGGAACUAAAGAAUUCAAAAUAGCUAGUAAUAAGAGGGAUUUGUUUUUUGAAUUUUCUGAGCACCAAGAGCGGCUACGCAAGAAGCUUGCACUUGAGGAAGGAAAGAUAUUUGCAGCUAAUGAACAACUUUCUUAACUAUUUGUCCUUCAGAUUUUACUGUUUCUUUUUGCUAAUAUGUAAAUAUAAAUAGUAUAAGGCUAUGGCUUAUGGACAUGAUCUUUUUUGCCCCUAAGAUUGUUGGGAGUUGGGUUGUAAAUGUAUGUGACUAGAGCGUAAGAAAAUUUUGAUAGGUCUAUAAUUCAAAAAGGCUCAAAGGUAAUUCAAUUCACACCCCCUUUCUUUUGUUA